Molecule: messenger RNA, 2562 nt
Organism: Strongylus vulgaris
Lineage: Eukaryota; Metazoa; Nematoda; Chromadorea; Rhabditida; Strongylidae
Source: the annotation of a GenBank genome assembly
AUGGCAAUGGUCAAGUAUUGGGGUGACGAAAAGCACGCGAUACGGUUGCAGGAUGCUGUGUAUGCCGUAUAUCUGAAGAAGGUCAGAUACGUGCCUCCUCCGGGGUAUGACGGGGUUCCGAGAUAUCGCGCUAUCGAUCCGGACCGGCCCCAGCUUCAGUGUCCCUGUCCAGGAUCGGAUCAUCUUCAGUGGGAAAGUGUGAAGGAACGAGUGAUUAAGGCUGGAACGAUAGAAAAGCUUGUAGAGUGCCUCGUCGGUGCAGAUGGCACUAUGGAUUCCCGGCAUUUCAACGUAUUUUUCGCUACCUACAGAGCAUUUGCCGAGCCGAUCAGUGUUUUGGACAGGUUGUUACGUCGCUACGAGUCGCUUGAGAAUGAAGUGAAUUCGAGCACGUCCGCCCUUGUCACACAAAAUUCCAUCCGAUCGAUACUGAUCUGCUGGUUAGACAUGUAUCCGGAGGAUUUCUACGAUCCUGAUUGUGAUUUUUCCAUGCUUACGAAUCUGUUAGACUUUGGUCAGCGUAGCCGGUUGUCAGACCUGCGAGCGAAGUCAAGAAAACUUUUGGAGCGUUUCAAACAUAUUCAAGAAGAGGGCGGGAUGAUAGCGGCACUUCCAUCUCUGGAUCAACUCGCGUCAGCUUUCGGCUACGAUGCUUCUGAAUACUCAAGGAAUCCGCAAGAGAGAGUGAAAAUGUUUGACGUGGGAAGCGAAAACUGUGUUCAAAUUGCUGAGCAGCUAACGUUUUGGGAUGCUGAACUCUUUCGCGAACUCAUCAUCCAUCAGUGCCAAGGAUGUGUAUGGUCAAAAAGACAUAGGCUACCAAACGAAAAAGUGUAUACAGUGAAAGCAACUAUUGAUCAGUUCAAUGCAGUUUCACAACGGGUCAUGACCAGUAUUGUACUUCCCGAUUGUCGACCAGAUUUCCGAGCUAAGAUAAUAGCGAAAUGGAUUGAUAUUGCAAGGGAACUUCGAGCGCUGAAGAAUUUCUCAUCUCUGAAAGCGGUCCUUUCGAGCCUCCAGUCCGAGCCAGUGCACCGCUUGAAAUCCGUGUGGGCUCUCGUUCCAAGUCGAUCAAUGGCGCAAUUCCGCGAUCUGUCUGCAAUUUACGACAUGGACGAAGAGGGCGACGAACGGAACGCUCGGCGUAUACUGGAGCAGGUUGGAAAUGGGUUUGGUAGAAUCGUAGAAGAUGAUUGGGUCGAGGAGCUUGACACCGUGGAAGGAACGGCGAAGAGUUCGCCACUGCGAAGACCUCAACUCGUUCAGAACUGUCGACGUACGAAGAGUGAUGUAAAUCUUGCUGAAUGUCAAGGCACCGUACCGUACUUGGGAUCCUUCCUUACUGACCUGACUAUGAUAGAUCAGUGUACACAAGAUUUCACAGAAGAUGGCUUGAUCAACUUUGAGAAACGCCGCAAAGAGUUCGAGGUCUUGGCAAAAUUGCGGCUCUUCCAAUCAGCUGCGCGUGCUUACCAUAUUCCUAUGGAUCGUGUGUUUUGCGCAUGGUUUCACUUUUUGCCUUGUCUCUCUGAAAAAGAAUGUUUCAAUCGCUCCUUGGAAAUUGAGCAGCCAACAGUGGUGUCAACGCCCGACCUUAAUUCGCGUCAUAACACUUCGCAGUCAAAUGGCAACUCAAAUGUGUUAGCAAAAAGCAACACCCUCGCUCGCCUCUUCAACUCGUCGAAGCUUAGCGAAGAUAGCAAUGCGAAUGUGUCCCAUUCGCAUUCGCAUUCUCAUUCGCAAUCCCAGUAUCGCUUUCGCGGACAUUAUCUCGGACUGCGCCAGGUGUCCAAUCUUUUACAGCGCCAUCAACGCCAGCGAGCUCUGUGUCCUACAAAGGUGGAAGGAUGUGAAUUUUCGCCUCUGGACGUAUUUCCGCACAAGAGGGCAUACAGUGGUGACUCGACACAGGAAGUUGAAGCCUCUAUGUCUGCAACUUUGCCAGAAUGCUCGAAAGCAUGUCACGACCAUUCACGUGUGGACUGUUGUGACAUGCCAAGCUGCAGUGCUUCCGUGCCUGAUCACAUCAAACGAGGAUUGCAUCAGAGCGAUGCGUCUACAUGUUCAUCUUCCUCUUACCAAUCCUCCGGACCUCAGACAGACACAGGAUCCUUCCACUUGGCGCGAGUGAAAAACGGUGACCGCAUGAAUGAAUUAAUAACUAGGGCACUAGAGAAGCAUCUUAUAGAAAGUUCAGAAGACGAAUAUUGCCUUGUGCAACUUCUUCCAAAUGGAGUUGCGGCGAUUACGUUUUUACAUAUCAGUCCUUCAGGGGAAUUUCAACUGCCGGACAAAUGCAAUCCAUACUAUGCAGUAGCGCCGGAUCCCACAUCUCCAAUGAAGUCUUAUACAGUUUAUCCUCUUGGUGAGGUGGCAAUACCAAUGACUGUUCAUUUUAGAAAGCGCAAAGAUGCUGCAAGUGGUGACGGGUCGUCGCCACAAGUUGGCCCUUCAACGAAGAAGCUCAAUAAAAUGAAAAGGUCGAACCUUCUGAGGUGGAGCAUUUUUGCUUCAGCUGCAAUCGAUUUGCUCAAUACUCAACAUGCACAGUUUUAUUAUUGA